Messenger RNA from Mollisia scopiformis, 727 nucleotides. RefSeq lists its product as uncharacterized. The coding region runs from base 152 to 532 and encodes 126 amino acids. The transcript is spliced from 2 exons. NCBI's taxonomy places the organism in Eukaryota, Fungi, Ascomycota, Leotiomycetes, Helotiales, Mollisiaceae. The record is from RefSeq and is a predicted model, not a curated record.
GCGAGCAACAUGCAUCGGGAUCGCGGAAUGUCGUGCUCUCUCGCCUCAACAGUUAACAAUAGAGCUUGGUAGGAUAAAGUGAAGGCUUGGCUACGUUGCUAGUUUGGAUAAUAGGUAGAGUGCCAAGACGUUAUUUUAAUUUUGGGGAAAGAUGUCGGGUAUUAAUGAUCUCGAGGCUGAGGCUGAGGACACAGAAUCAUCAAAGGAUAACAAGGAGGGAAAACACAUCUCCUGGAAAGGCAGCCCACAAAGUUCGAAAGAGGAAUUACCGGUGGCAGCGGGUAGUAGUAGUGGUGCAGAGGAGGAAGAAGAAGAGAAAGAGAAACACGUUUCUUGGAAAGGAAGUCCAUCUGCUUCUGCUUCGAGUUCGAAGGAAGAACUAGCCGCAUCAGGCAGUAGUACGGAGGAGGGAGACGGGAAACACGUUUCUUGGAGAGGAAGUCCUCCUCCUAUCCCUAUCCCAUCCAAGGCGGAAAACGGAUAUCCGAAAGAGGGAGAAAGUCUUACGAUUGAAGAACACGGAUAUAGAUGAAGAUGAAGUAAAAGCCGGAACGGAGAAAUGGGCGAAAUUACUGGUGGGGAGGAAGUUUGAGGUUGAUACUAGCUUGAGGUGAGAGGGGGAUUCUAGACCUGUUGAUAAAGAGGUUUACUCUUUUCUUUUCUUUUUUCUUCGAGGAUGGAGAGGGGGUAAGAAGGCUGAUGAGGAUGAGGAUGAUAGAUCGAAAUG